This is a messenger RNA of Maylandia zebra (zebra mbuna), 2780 nucleotides long. RefSeq names its product linkage group 6 C6orf120 homolog (gene lg6h6orf120). Lineage: Eukaryota; Metazoa; Chordata; Actinopteri; Cichliformes; Cichlidae. The record is from RefSeq and is a predicted model, not a curated record.
GCAGGUGGUUAUUUUUAACCGUGCCGAGAGGCUCUCAAUCGAAAACUCUCCGGCUUCUUUAGUCAUGUUUCACUGAGCUGUGAGGAGGCGGCAGACGGUUACCGCGUUACUUUCUCCGCAUGUUUCUCCCGAGUAUAUUCAGUUUUUGGCACCAAAACUACAGGCGUCCUUUCUGUUCUGGAAACCAGUUUGUCAUGUCUUUUAAUGAAUGGAAGAACUGAGGCUGUCUGAUGACUGACUGACAGAUGCCUUCACCAUGAAGCUGAGUUGCAGCGCGCUGGUCGUCGCCCUCCUGCUGUCCCAGGCCAGAAGCUUCCUGAGCCCCUCAGAGGAUGACAGCUUCCCUGAAGAAUGGGUGCUGCUCCAUGUGGUUCAGGGCCACAUUGGGGCCGGAAACUACAGCUACCUACGCCUCAACCACGACGGCAGAAUCAUCCUCCACAUGCAAAGCCUCAAGGGAGACGCAGACCUGUACGUGUCAGAUAAAACCCUGCACCCGAGCUUCGACACCUACAAGCUGCAAUCAGCCACCUGCGGACAAGAUGUGGUGGUGGUCCCCGGGGACUUCACAAGGCCUGUGGGCAUCGGCAUUUAUGGCCACCCGUCUCACCAGGAGAGUGAGUUUGAAAUGCGAGUGUUCUACGAUCAGACUGUGUCCCAAGACCCAUUUGAUAAGGGCUCUUACAACUCAGAAGGUGUACAUAAGGAAAAGAAAUCUGCUCAUGCUACAGAGGACGACUUCCAGGAGGAAGAGUCCAUCUUUUGGACUAUUCUGAUCGGACUUCUGAAGAUUAUACUUGAGAUUUUGUUUUGAAAAUCACUGUUCAUUGCUGUGACAGCAGGAGGAUAUUCUGCCAUGGUACAUUAGAUUCCUUUCAUUUUGUGAGGGUGAAAAAAAUGUUGCACCAAACCCCAGGGAGAGUUCUGACAUUUAAACAAUCAAACCUACAGACUUGGUAAACAGCAAAGUCAGAUUUACAGCACGGAAUUCACCAGCGAAGCCUGACCAGUCAGAAAAUGUUUCACAAAGUGUAUUUGGUUUUAGCUACACUAAAAGAACACAAGGGGACUUGUUCUGGAGUCUUGAAAGGUAUAUAUGGAAUAAGAAGUUUCUUAUAAGUCAGUCGCUAGAACCAUUCUUCCUUUUCCAUUGCCCAAAGUCAUAAAAUUAUUAAAAAUAUCAAAGAGAGAAACUGCAGUGAAGACACAAAUAGGUUCUAAAUUUGAGCUGCUUUGAGGCUUCAGCACUUUGGGAUACGCCCAUGCUAUGCUUCAAAGAGAAAGUGUUAACUCUUAUACUGUCACACUUGGGAGAGACAUUGAAAUGCUUCCUUUAUUUCAUGCCUCCACACGUCUGGUCGGUCUGAUCUUGUAAAAUGUUCUUAGAAUUUCUGUUUUUAGGAAGUUACAAAGCAUUGUUUAUCACAGCAAUCAGAAGCAGGGUUCCCGACACAGUGUUAUUCCCACCGUGUAGGAAAAUGAUGGUGUGUGUGCAGGAUUCUUAGGGGGAGUUUGUGAACUAAAUUAACUCGAUGGUUAAUAGCAGUUGGCAGGAUCUUUACUUUAGCUGCUACUUUGAAGCUGUAUGAUCUCUUCUUUUAAACUUAAUUUUACCCAAAGCAAAGUUUUCUGUUUGAUUAUAAUUAGUUUUUUUCCCCCACAUUCGCACAUGCAGCAGACUUUGGAAAAUGAGAGAACCUCUGUGUGUUUUUGGUUUUUUUCCUCGGUGCACAGAGGAUCUUUGUCCAAAACUGCCAAACUGCCCAACACCAUAAUCAACAGUAUCACAAAGUUUUGAGGCCUAAUUUUCACUUAAUGCCACUGUUAAGUUAAAUGCGUAUGUGCUGCUCUGGUGUGGUUACAUUGUCCGACUUGACCAGCUGUCACUAAUUCUUAUACCAUGAUCUAUAUGUCUAGUUUUUGUGCACAGAUUCAAACCGUAGGUCAAAAACUGGCUGGGCUUCACCUCGCUGACGAGUGAUCUUUCAGCUAAGCAGCUUCUCCUAAAAUCCACCACACUUGACUUCCAAGCUAAUAAUACUUAUUUGAUUAGUGUUAAACCAAACCCCUUAAUUUGAAGUCUACUGAGGUCACACUGUGCACAGGGUUGUUGUUUCCUUAUUGCUCAAAGGUGGAGGGAUCACGUUAAACGCAUCCAAAGUCAUCGGUUAGCCUCGUAGUAGCUUCAGCUUAACAUUUCUCUCUACAAGACGACUACAAUUUGUGCACAUUCAAAGUGUAGUCAAAGCUGGUGUAGAGCUGCAGGAGUGACACUUUCUGUAUCAAGAUUGAAAUGAUCGACUAGCCCCCCCCUCAGCCUGUGAAUGAAUGAACACCACCUGUCUGUCUUAACACAGCUCAGCACCAUGUGAGUUCUGUGGUCAAAUAUACUGAGCUAUACAGUCAAUUUGAGAACAGAACAGAUUUUCCUUAAAGCAGAUCAUUCAACGUUUUUUUUGCUGUUUAAGGAUGUUUCAUUGAUUUGGACUCACACAGGGAACAUGUGUUUGUGAUGAGAUUUCUACCAAUCUGUUAACAUGAGUAGCAGCAUUGUAUUUAGUUUGAUCGCUCACUUUUGUUGUUUUUGCCUGUUGGACAAACUCCUCAUUUAAACAUCACCUCCAGCGCUGGAGUUCAGUUCUGAGUAGAACUUUGUUACCCUCUGAGCAGAAAUGUUCAACAGUGCCUUCAGAUCGAUCCUCUGAACAUCUGUGGAGCUUUCUUGUUCCCAGAGGCGAUCUAGUCAGGUUUCACAAUAAAAUUAGAAAUUGUUUUAAAAA